This is a messenger RNA of Porites lobata, 1317 nucleotides long. The record is from the annotation of a GenBank genome assembly. NCBI's taxonomy places the organism in Eukaryota, Metazoa, Cnidaria, Anthozoa, Scleractinia, Poritidae.
AUGUUCCUGUCAGUCCGGAGAAAUGACGAAAUCCUCGUCAGAUUGUUUCUUGAACAUAACGCAGAUGUAAAUAUGAAAGAUUAUUCUGGAGAUACACCCUUGCGUUGGUGUGUCAGAGAGGGUAACGAAAACCUCUUUAGAUUGUUACUUGAACACACCGCGGAUGUAAAUAUGAAAGAUUAUGCUGGAGAAACACCCUUGCGCUGGUGUGUCAGACAGGGUAACGAAAACCUCUUUAGAUUGUUACUUGAACACAACGCGGAUGUAAAUAUGAAAGAUUAUGCUGGAGAAACACCCUUGCGCUGGUGUGUCAGACAGGGUAACGAAAACCUCUGUAGAUUGUUACUUGAACACAACGCGGAUGUAAAUAUUCAAGAUAGACUGGGAUAUACACCCUUGCACUGGUGUGUCAGAGAGGGUAACGAAAACCUCUGUAGAUUGUUACUUGAACACAACGCGGAUGUAAAUAUUCAAGAUUAUGCUGGAGAAACACCCUUGCGCUGGUGUGUCAGACAGGGUAACGAAAACCUCUUUAGAUUGUUACUUGAACACAACGCGGAUGUAAAUAUGAAAGAUUAUGCUGGAGAAACACCCUUGCGCUGGUGUGUCAGACAGGGUAACGAAAACCUCUGUAGAUUGUUACUUGAACACAACGCGGAUGUAAAUAUGAAAGAUUAUUUUGGAGAUACACCCUUGCAAUGGUGUGCCAGAGAGGGUAACGAAAACCUCUGUAGAUUGUUACUUGAACACAACGCGGAUGUAAAUAUUCAAGAUAGCCUGGGAUGUACACCCUUGCACUGGUGUGCCAGAGAGGGUAACGAAAACCUCUUUAGAUUGUUACUUGAACACAACGCGGAUGUAAAUAUUCAAGAUAAUCAUGGAUAUACACCGCUUCACUUAUUAGUUCGUGAAACUUAUAUAUUUAACGGUGAGAUAAUCGAUCUCCUGGUGACGUAUGGGGCUCAAAAUAUAGACAUCCGUGACGCAGAAGGCAGAACUCCUCUUCAAAUGGCAGUGAAAUGUGGUAACGCGCAAGCUGUGAAAAAGCUCAUUGACCAUGGAGCUGAUGUUAGUGUGGUUGAAGCCGAGGAGACUGAUGCCAGAAGACUGAAACGCUUAAAGAAUAAAGCUGAAAAACUCACAGAGUCUCAUCCCAAAUCAGAGAAAAUCCUGAGGCAAACCACCCCCUCGUCUACAUAUACAACAGAGGAAAUAGAGGAAGAAGAGGAAGCUGAACAAAGGAAAACCCUGGCAGUGAGGCACCACAAAAAAAAGGCGACUACAUCUUCAAGAACAAAUAACUGCGUAAUGGCUUGA